Molecule: messenger RNA, 2386 nt
Organism: Brassica napus (rape)
Lineage: Eukaryota; Viridiplantae; Streptophyta; Magnoliopsida; Brassicales; Brassicaceae
Product: ervatamin-B-like
Exons: 2
Coding region: 1020-2063 (347 amino acids)
Cellular component (GO): lysosome
Molecular function (GO): cysteine-type endopeptidase activity
Source: RefSeq, a predicted model, not a curated record
GAUCAAUUGUUUGGGUCGUAUUUGACACGACCAAAAUUGUUGGGGUCGAAAUUAGCACUUAAUACAAUUGUAUAUAUUUCUAGAUUUUAAAGAGACAGAGGAACACGACUAAUGGAAAAGGUUCUCUAUAUAUGUGUAAAAUAAUGUAUCCAUUGUCCUAAAUACAAACGAUUGUGGAAUAUUUACACUGAUUUACAUUGCGGAUCUUUAGCUACUAAUGGUUCAUUAAUAGAUUGUUUGGUGGAAACCCUUUGAUCUAGUGGUUUAACCAAUGGUUCAUUAAUAUUUCAACACCAAGAGAUCUUGGUUUCAAUUCUCCGAGAAUGCCUGAUUAUCCAGAAUAUUGGAGAAAAGACUUACAAAAGAUUUUCGAUAUGGCGCAAGACGUACCGUUAACACUUAGCAAUGGAUUUUAUAAGCCGUUUCAAGGUGAUGCAGUCAAACAGAAAUCUUCAUAAGACAAGUAGAAUUGUCGCAGUAUUAUUGUCUAUGUAACUUUUCUCAUAUUUUGUAAUAACAUAAUUAAUCGGUGUUUAAAAAAAAAGAUUGUUUGAAUCCAAAGCUGAACAUAUAGAGGAUACAAAUUAAUAUGAUACGAUAUAAAUUUAAUAGAUUUUAUGUAAUUAUAUAUUCAAAAAUGAAAUAUCAAUGCGUUAACAUGCUAAGAACUCAAAAAGAUUAUAUCAUUUAAUUUCUCUAUUAUUUUUGAUUCUUAAGUUCGUACAAAUAUAUAUAUAUGUAUAUAUAUAUAUAUGCAAGAUAAAUAAACUAUUUUUCUAAAUAAGAGAUUUCUAUGAGAUGGCAAAAUAAAUACAUGAUAUUUCGUAGUAAACACUAGUAAUGUUAAUCAUAUCAAUCAACGCGAUUGAUAUCUCAACACGUAAACAUUAAUAAUGUUAAUCAUGCUAAAAAGGAGUGGAAAGGAAUUAAUUCCGUCAAAGAUAUAAAAAGAAACAAGGUCAUUUUGAAUACAUAUACCGUUCUCUCAAUUUUAACAUCUUCACCACACCACAUCAAAAAUGGUCUUGCGAGUGUCAUAUGUUUUGGUGGUUCUAACCAUUCUUUCCAUGGAUCAUAGAAUCUCUCAAGCCACAUCCCGUGUUGCGUUUCAGGAGCCAUCCAUUGCUCAUCACUUCCAACAAUGGAUGAUCAAGUUCUCUCGAGUUUAUAGCAAUGAACCCGAGAAACAGAUGAGGCUGGAAGUGUUCAAGAAAAACUUUGAAUUCAUUGAGAAUUUUAAUAGUAAGGCGAACCAAAGCUACAAACUUGGUGUCAACGAGUUCACGGAUCGGACUAAGGAGGAGUUCCUAGCCACCCACACCGGUCUCACUAGAGGCAUUAAUGUAACUUCAUCAUCCGAAGCGGUUGAUGAAACUAUGUCAUCUUGGAAUUGGAACGUCAGUAAUAUCGUCGGCCAGAGCAAAGACUGGAGAAUGGAAGGUGCUGUAACACCUGUCAAACUGCAAGGACAAUGUUCUAGUUGCUGGGCUUUCUCGGCGAUUGCAGCAGUGGAAGGUCUGACAAAGAUUGCCGGAGGAAACCUCAUAUCACUGUCCGAACAGCAACUUAUAGAUUGUGACGGAGCGCCUAACGAAGGUUGCAGGGGAGGAACAAUGGAAGAAGCUUUCACCUACAUAGCACAAAACGGAGGCAUUUCUUCAGAAGACGCAUACCCUUACCAAGAGAGAGAUGGGACUUGCCAGUCCCAGGCCGAACCCGCCAUGCAGAUCAGAGGUUUCCAAUACGUUCCACGCAACAACGAGCGUGCAUUGCUCGAAGCUGUAUCGAUGCAGCCCGUCUCGGUAAGCAUUGCCGGGUUGGCUGAAAGUUUCAGCCAUUACUCAAGCGGAGUGUACAGUGAUCCGGCCUGUGGGAUCGCCACGACUCAUGCAGUGACGUUGGUUGGGUACGGGAUGAGCCCGGAAGGGAUUAAGUACUGGCUGGCUAAGAACUCUUGGGGUGAGACUUGGGGAGAGAAUGGUUACAUUAGACUCCGUAGAGAUGUGGAGUGGCCUCAAGGCAUGUGUGGUCUAGCUCAGUAUGGUUGUUAUCCGGUUGCUUGACUAGCUUAUCCGGUGAUAUGAUAAACUGAAAUGAUCAAACAUUAUGUCGUUUGGUCUAUUUUAUGAUUUCUUUAAAAAACUAUAUCGCAACUUACGCUUGACCAUAAGCAUUAUAAUGUUUCAUUCUGUUGCUCCAUAUAAUAAAUGCAACAUUUAGUUUUCACUCCAUCCCUUCGAAAUGUAUUUUGAAAAUUUUCUACACAUACUAAGAAAGUAUAUUAAAAUUUCCUACUAUACCUUAAUUCACAAUAUAAUUUUAUAUUUCUAUUAAUAGAUUAAAUAAGUAAGAUUGAACCUGACGUUUUGUUUAAAACCCUUGCGUU